This is a messenger RNA of Stylophora pistillata, 438 nucleotides long. RefSeq names its product tRNA-specific adenosine deaminase-like. NCBI's taxonomy places the organism in Eukaryota, Metazoa, Cnidaria, Anthozoa, Scleractinia, Pocilloporidae. The record is from RefSeq and is a predicted model, not a curated record.
AUGGAACACGCUCUUGAGCUUGCGCAUCUUGGCGCACAAAGCCAAGAAGUUCCUGUCGGUGCUGUUCUCACCUAUAAGGGAGAAAUCCUCGCAAAAGCUCACAAUGAGAUUAUCCAAAACAAUGACCCAACAGCUCAUGCGGAACUCCUUGUCCUGCGAAGAGCUGCGGAAAAACUUGAAACACCCCGCCUAGUUGGGGCAAAUCUUUAUGUGACCUUAGAGCCUUGUCCAAUGUGCGCACAGGCAAUCGCUUUUGCCCGAAUAGAAAAAGUCUUUUUUGGCGCCUAUGACCCCAAAGGCGGUGGCAUAGACCAUGGCCCUAAAAUCUUUGAACAACCCACCUGUCACCAUGAUAUACAAGUCAUUGGUGGUCUGCUUGAAAAAGAAUGCGGCAGAAUCCUAAAAGAUUUCUUCCAAAAACGACGAGAGAAUUCCUAA